AUGCCUUUCCUACUUCCAACCAGUUACGCCGACAGUGAGCAUGAAGAGGUACAGAAGGUAGCGAGAGAGAUCGGUGUCGGAGUAUCGGACGACAUACAAGCAGCUCGGGCAGUUAGGGACUGGGUGAGGAGAAACAUCUGCUACGUGCUAGACGACAAGGAUAGAAGAGCGAGCGAGACAUUGCGGUCGAGGGAAGGCAUGUGCACCAACAAAGCCAACCUACAGGUCGCGUUGCUUCGAGCGCUGGGCGUGGCUGCAGGGUACGUGCUGGUGAAUGUAACGCGCGAGGCAUUCAGAGUCUCAGGCGUGGAGGAGACGCUUGUAGGACAGAUAUCUGAACCGACAGUGCACUGCUUCUGUGCCGUCUACAUCGAGCGAUACGGUCGCUUCUUGCACUUUGAUGGAACUGAAGAUCUGGAAAGUUUGGAGCAGGAGAAUCUCCUUCUAGAAGAGAGCGAAGACACGGGAGAGACGAGGUAUAAGCAAGACUUCCUGCGAGGACCCUUGGGGCCAGUGCAGUCCAACAUCGAUCACCUUUUGGCGUGGAAGUUUCCUCGUAAGAUACCACAAGAGCUCAUCGAGGAGCAGAACUCCAGCUACAGGAAGCGGAGGAGGCUACAAGCUGAAACACAAGCCAGGUCCUUCACGAGGCAUGAGGAGGCGUCGGGGGCAGCAUCGCCGAACGGGUCGAGUGAUGGCUUGGCUGCCAGAUCUUGA
Messenger RNA from Guillardia theta CCMP2712, 717 nucleotides. RefSeq lists its product as hypothetical. Bases 1 to 717 code for a protein of 238 amino acids. NCBI's taxonomy places the organism in Eukaryota, Cryptophyceae, Pyrenomonadales, Geminigeraceae. The transcript has a single exon. The record is from RefSeq and is a predicted model, not a curated record.